AUGUCUCUUCCUUCCUCGUUGCAUCGUGACACUGCGUCGGCUUCCGUCGAUUCGAGCGUUUUGUAUUCUUUCAUUGGGUCGGCGAUUGUUGCGGUAGUUGGGGCAUGUUUCGAGUGUGCAUUUUUUUAUCCCUCUGUGCCUUUGAUAUCUGCUCGGCAUGUGUUCGGACCUCGGAACUCGAUGCACUGCGAGGAAUUAUUGAAUAAAAUUUGUGGCCUUUUCGCUGCAAAUUCUUCGGUUUGUUAUUUUUGUAAUGGCUUGCCAUCAGCACAGCUGUCCUUCAGUUGCUGCGUCUUCAGUGGCCCCGAAGUGCCUGCGUGGGUGUGGUUGAGGCGAAUGAGCUCUGCUGUCCUUGAAAUGACGAGCGACAGUUGGGUGCAUUUUUGCAGUCUUCGUCGGUCGUUGGGAUGCUUGGGUCGACGAAGAUUGCACGAGUUUGGCUUGCUGUUGGUCACAUGGUGAUAUUAUUCUCUAGUGCAGCCCCACGAGAGUGAGGUAUUGUCACCUGUUUCUUCGGUUGCACAUGCUCUCGAUAUACGAUCCUGAACCUAAUCUCCGAACAAUCUGCCCUAGUAUAGUUCAGUGUUGGGUCAUUACCGUGAUCUUCUUUUGGCCACCAAGUUUGCCGAGGAGUUUCUUUACUUGUCGAAGUGAUGGCGCUUGAUCACACCGAGCAACAAUUGGCCUGCUGUCAUCCGCGUCUCAUCGUUCAGAUGAAGAUGUACAAGUCUGACUCCAUCUUCAAACCACCCAUCGAGUUACAACCAGUAGAAAGACCAGAUAAACUAGCGUGGUUACUUGCUCACCUCAUCUCUUUCCUUCAUGAGGAGUGCACUUCAACCCCGAGAAGCCCACUCUAUCACAAGUUCGCUAGCCGAGGAGAGAUAGCACAGGAGUGUAACACGUGAUGCUUGGGUUUCGACGCAACCUCUGGCAGGGCAUCGCAAGUCAUGAAGUGAAGUUGAAGGCAUUACCUGACUCGACGAAGACUUUGACAAUCAUGAGGUGACGAGCUUUUGGAAAGCAAAGAAAGUUCUGAAAGAUGGGUUCCAUCACACAAAGCUUUUCUAAUUUUCACGAGGAAGUCAUUGCGGGUAGCGUGUGCUCACGAUCAUCCUACAGUAGAGUCUUGUACCAAAAACGGAUUGAUAUUAUACCUUCUGCAGAGAGCAAUAGGUAACUCCCGCACAGAAUCUCGUACUGUUCGUAAGGAACAAGAAGCUUUAGCCGUUCAGGAUCAUUCUUAUUCUCAUCAUCAUUCUAUACAUGACUAAAGCUCACGAGCUACUUGGAGCCCUCCAGCAUGCGCGUCGUUGUCACUGAAUCUUUGACUGUGGUUAGCAAGAAAGUUCCUCUGCAUCCUCAAACCUAAGCUCUACUGUUGACUUCUGUUUUUGAGUUUUGUAAGAUGAUAUGCCAGUCAAGGGCCUGCCUGAUGCUCAGCUCGCGGUCAGUGGUAUUUCUCCCUCCAGAGGAUCUAUUCCUAGGUUCCAAUCCCAGUCUCGUUUCUGUUGUACAACAUCACACUAAUGGCACCCUCUCAUAAAAAUACCGGCGUAACACUCAAGGAAAUGUCUAGGCACAGCCAAGGGAUCGGAAAAUAAGAAUGAGGACGGAUCGCUACAAUGAAGAUGUUUCACUGAAGAUUCGAGAUGAAGGCCUGCCAGGGUUGACAUUCAAGUGAUACAUUCGUUUACAUCGAGAAGGAGCACUCUAUUGCUGUGUCAUACAUCUCAUCCUCUCGAGAAUAUAGGGAUUGACUAGCAGAUAGUUCUGAAGUUUCGGUAUAUUUAGGGCAAUUUGCAGAGCAACUUUUGGGUUCGCCCAGUUGCCUAACAUGUUGGCUAUGAAGGUGGGGCCUCUUGUGGGGCCCGAGUGCGACUUCAAUUUGAAGGUUGGAGACCUGGCAGCGAGCAAUCUCGCGCAGAUUUGGCAACGGUCGCCAACCAGGUGGAAGAGAAGUCGCAUGGAAUAAAAGGCGCGAUGCAAACAGGUUUGGUAGAUAUCUACUCCUGUUGACGUCUGUUCGUCUGCUGCAAGUCUUUCCAUCACCUUUCCUUUCGAGAUUUAGGUUGACCAUCAUUACUUCUCUGGGGGCUGCGACCGUGUGAGGAUCGAUUCCUUGAAUGGGUAAACUCUUGGACUAGUUCUUGAUUCCCAGCUGACAAUGCCAGAACUUUCAGCAGUGGUCACCGGUGUCAAACUUGCCAGUGGUGUACAGAGAAACUUCCCCUACGAGGAACUAUUGAAUAAUACUUCUGCGCGUUGCUCCACCAUUGAUGUCUAUGUGGUAACUGUUAUCGAUAUUGAUGCGAGUGACCUCUUCUACAGCUUCUGCAAUGUAUCCUGAUCUUCACGAAGAGUUCAGAUCGGUUGACUUCAUGCGGUGCAACAACUGUUGUAGCUUUUUCAGAUGUCGAUGACUUCAAGAAUAUGGGCAGCUAAAAGAUUGUGUAGUGAUUCUGACUCACUGGCCGGGGAUCCAAUCUUACGCGAAGAAUCCUUCAGAAGUGAUACUCACACAUUUCUCUUGACUUUUAUUGUACUUGUGAGUGUAUUACUGUAGUCAGUUGAUAAAAAUUAUCAAGAACUUUAAUCCCAAUCUUGUUUUACUAAAGUUAUCGGGAUCUAAUUAGGGAUUUAAUACAUUUUAUUAUAUAUUUCAAAUUUGAAAAAAUUGCGCAAUUUGGAGCCUAACUCACAAGAUGGGGAUGUAGCUCAGAUGGUAGAGCGCUCGCUUAGCAUGCGAGAGGCACGGGGAUCGAUACCCCGCAUCUCCA
Marchantia polymorpha subsp. ruderalis is the source of this 2780-nucleotide messenger RNA. The record is from the annotation of a GenBank genome assembly. Lineage: Eukaryota; Viridiplantae; Streptophyta; Marchantiopsida; Marchantiales; Marchantiaceae.